Messenger RNA from Prorocentrum cordatum, 1005 nucleotides. The record is from the annotation of a GenBank genome assembly. Lineage: Eukaryota; Dinophyceae; Prorocentrales; Prorocentraceae.
CGCUGCGCUGGUGCCAUUCUCGCACACACUCAAGGGAAACGAGGAGCCAGACGCCAGGCCAACGCGCCUGAAGCUGACACUUCAAUUUCCUCGAAGCGCGAACGCGCAGCUCGGCCCAGCUGGCCAAGCCAGGCAUCGCUCGAAGGGGGGUCACGCGAGUGCCUGCAGGGUUGCCAGCAGGCGAACGCAGGGAGGGCCACAGACACGCGGCGCCAGGCAGCGCACGGCGCAGCAGCGGCGACGGAGACCGAGGAGAAUGACCUGGGGAAGGCGCAGCGGGAGAGUGGCAGCGCCGAGGCAGACGAGCAGCGAGCGGACAGCCGGGACGGGACCAAAGGAGAGGAGCAGAGAACGGCCUGCGGCGCACCGGGCAGGCCUCGGAGGACGACCACAGCGCGAUCGUGCCCAUGGCUCUGGAGCGAAGCGGGCAACGAGAGGUCCAUCAAGAUGAUGGCGCAUACCCGCACACACCCCUUGAUAUUGUUCCUGCCCCGAGGCGUUGCAAGAAGCGCCUGCCGAAAGCGGACGGGGUGCGACGUCCAUUGAUUCAAUGGCCUGUCCUGAGGAGUGCGCUCGGCGUUGGUCAAAGGAUCUCUGACGAGAGGCGGACCAAGAAGUACGCUGACAUCCGCAGCCCGUCGCGUGGCGGCAUCAGCGACCUGGAUAUGUCUUGCUGCGGCGGCGGCCGACACACAUCCACACGCCUUCGCCCGAAGCGCGUGGACAGUGAUGCUCCACCGAAGUUCAGACUCGGAUCACCGCAGGAUGCGCGGGUGGGCAUCUCGGGCGGCUGUGCAAUGCAGCUCGAAUCGUUGAGGUGCAUGCGGUGCGACGGAGUGGAGAGGGAAAUGAUGGGAACCGGGGCGGCUACGGCGGAGCACAUUCGGCAGGAGAGAGGCAGCGGCAAGGAAGACAGAGCGAGGAGAGGGCCGCCAGGACGGGGACAAGGAGGGCGGAGAAGGGCUAACGUUGCGCGCCGGGUCGGGAAGCAGGAGUGCUUCCAAG